This is a messenger RNA of Apis mellifera (honey bee), 2796 nucleotides long. RefSeq names its product homeobox protein SIX6 (gene Six4). Gene Ontology annotation, cellular component: transcription regulator complex; nucleus. Lineage: Eukaryota; Metazoa; Arthropoda; Insecta; Hymenoptera; Apidae. The record is from RefSeq and is a predicted model, not a curated record. Gene Ontology annotation, biological process: regulation of transcription by RNA polymerase II. Gene Ontology annotation, molecular function: DNA-binding transcription factor activity, RNA polymerase II-specific; RNA polymerase II cis-regulatory region sequence-specific DNA binding. The transcript is spliced from 4 exons. Bases 1306 to 2601 code for a protein of 431 amino acids.
UAAAACUCGCGAUAAAUAAAAAGAUGGGAGAGAGGGGGGAGAAUGGUUGCAGGUGUUGUGAAAUUAAUCGAACGCGAGGCGUGAUAGCACCACGUAGAAUCACAACAUGGUGUACGGUAACGUUGUCGCGUUCCGUUUCCGGUGUUUGUUGCCUCGCUCCAAUACUCUCAGACGUGGGCCGCGAACUCAUUCAAUCGUACGUGCUCGCGUACUUUGUGUUUCCUCGAGUUUCCACGAUUUUGGCAUAUUUUUUUCCCUUCUCUCUUCAGAAAUCGAGGUUGCACGAAGAAGAGAUUAAUCGCGAGAUCGUUAUGAAAUUAUUACGGAAUUUUGAAAAUCGGGGAGGAGAGGAAGGGAAGGAUCGUUCUUAGGUGAGAAAAGACCGGCGAGAGGAAGCCGGUAGGUCUCCGUGGACACCGAAUGGGGUGGCUUUGGACGGGGGGGUAGAAGUUUGCACCGCCCCCGUGCCGCUCCAAUGGGACGAGCUGGCGCGCUCCCCGCCGACCAAUGGCGAGGAGGGAGCGCGUCGUAUCGUGCCGUGUUGCGCUCCACUCCUCGGCGCGUACGAGCGCGUUACGAAAAACGAAAAAGAAGCUCGAGCGGAAGAUGAUGAGGGAGAGAGAAAGAGAGAGGGCACCCGCCGACAACCUCCUCCACCGACUGCAUCGGCACCGACAUCGGCGCGGAGUGAUCGGCAGUGCCAUUGGCACCACUACAAUCGCCGUUCGCGUUUACCACAGUAGCGGCAGAACCGUGUUACCGCGCUCGACACGCGAUCGACGCGUUAUUUCUUCUAUGAUAAAUCGUAAUCGUACGAAAGAUUGUAUUCGGGGAUUCCUCCGUUCGAUCCUCUGUGAGAAGUGUGUUUUCCGGGAGAAGAGUGAUCAGAGAAGGUGUAAGGAAGAAUUGUUGUACAAAUGUGAUAAAUGUCGCGGGGCUCGAGGGAAGCCGUUCCUAGACUUCUAGAUGGAACUACGUCGCUUCUGCGGGGAGAUUGAUGUGCGUCGGAUUUAUGAAUGAAGAAUACCGAAUGGCGGGGACGUGAAUGAAACACGGUCGAUCGAAUCGAAGCGUCGAUCGUUCGAGCAACGGAUGCUUAUUUUUCCGACGAGUUACAUCAAACCGAAGGUACGCGUCGUACGACUCGUUCGAAUCGCGUUUAAUUCCUCCGAUCGAUAACGCGAGUCGGCGAUCGCGGUCGCGGCCGAGAAGCGCUCGACGGAGACGUCGCAACGCUUGGAGAGAAAAAAAUGAGCCUCGCGUGAGCCUCGGCUGAGAAGCUGGAAAAAAUAAUCGUGAACGAGAAUGCCCGAUAGCUCGGAUCAACUGUCGUCGCCGAACAGCGAAUGCAACAGCCAGAUAGGUGUUAUGCACCGGAACACGUCCGCUGGGCAAUUUGACGAUUCGUCGAUGCCCGGCCUCGCGUUGACGCAUCAGACGCAUUCGCAAAAUCUAACGUCCGCCUCGAACGGUGGUGGCAGCCUUCAGUAUCCUCAAGAGUUGACCACUUGCAGUUCCGCGAAUACGUCCACCAAUAUAGGAAACAUCGGUGGACUCUCUCUGGGAAUUACGGCCAGUAACUAUACACCGGACCAGAUAUCUUGUAUGUGCAAGGCGUUAUCGCAGAGGCAGGAUAUUGAGAAGCUCACGAGGCUCCUGUGGUCGUUGCCGCCUGGCGAGUUGUUCCGCCGCGACGAGAACGUGCUGAUAGCAAGGGCGACGGUGGCUUUUCAUCGGGGCGCUUACCACGAGCUCUACUCGAUCUUGGAGAGCCAUCCGUUCUCCUCGGAUCGCCACCCGGAACUGCAGCAGAUGUGGUACAAGUCGCAUUACCGCGAGGCGGAAAAGAUCCGGGGACGUCCUCUCGGCCCCGUCGACAAGUAUCGGCUUAGGAAGAAGUAUCCAUUGCCAAAGACGAUUUGGGACGGCGAGGAGGUGGUUUACUGCUUCAAGGAACGUUCGAGAAACGCGUUGAAGCAGUGCUACAUGAGGACGAAGUAUCCGCUCUCCGAGGAGAAGAAGAAUUUGGCUAAGGAGACAGGCCUGACCUUGACCCAGGUGGCUAACUGGUUCAAAAAUCGACGGCAGAGGGAUCGCACGCCGCAAACGAGAACAGACAUGUUGCCGUUAAACUGCCAGAAUAACGCGAGCAACGUGAUCACCGGGUCGGUGAGCAACGGGGAGAGCAUUCAAUCUUUGCAGAGCAUCGACUCGAACGGGACGAAUCUCGCGAUGUCGCCGCUCUCGACGAUGAGCAUGUCGCCGGUCGCCGUGAAUCCUUGCAGCCCGAUGGCCUCUCGCCAUCCGAGAUACGCGACGCCCGUGGCCCCGUCCUCCGUGCACACCACGCAUCCCCACAGCGGCAGUCUUAGCCCGAUGAACGAUGUUAAAGCGUUGUGCUACGGACGCGGGGUUUGCGAAACCGGCAAAGACACGGAUCAAACCUCCGUCUAUUAUUCCACUCAUUCGAGCAUGCAUCAUCAGUAUUACCAGCAAACGCAUCAUCAGAUGAUGUCCACUGCUCAUCAUUAUCAGCAUCAUCAACAGAGUAUGCCUACCGGAUACGAAAUCGCGCUUCCGCCUCCUCAACACUCGACGUGACCAACCGAUUACGAGACCGAUAGAAAUGAUGCGGUUCAUCCAGUUCAAACGGAAGAUGUAUUCUCGCGUGUCCAUGCGUUCGCUUGACUUGCAGUAUUCGACCGGUGUUGCGUCUCCGAUCUAAACAAUUUAUCUUCUUAUCAUCGUUAUCGAUUCAUUUCUGUUUUUUUUCACGCAACGUUUCUAAUUUUUUUC